Messenger RNA from Entamoeba dispar SAW760, 1737 nucleotides. RefSeq names its product rap GTPase-activating protein, putative. Gene Ontology annotation, cellular component: cytoplasm. The record is from RefSeq and is a predicted model, not a curated record. Gene Ontology annotation, molecular function: GTPase activator activity. NCBI's taxonomy places the organism in Eukaryota, Evosea, Mastigamoebida, Endamoebidae. The transcript has a single exon. Bases 1 to 1737 code for a protein of 578 amino acids. Gene Ontology annotation, biological process: activation of GTPase activity; regulation of small GTPase mediated signal transduction.
AUGGGAUCAGUUGAAGAAAUCAUUAAAGAAAGAGAAAGAUAUAAGGAACUUAGUUUUCAAUAUAAGAAGAAAAUUAAUCAAUUAAAUUUACUAAUUAAACAACUUGAAGACCAAAUACAAAUUGUUCAAGAAAAAACAAGAGAAAGAAUGACACAAUUAAAGGCUAAUGAAAGUAGAAUACUUGAAGCAGGUAAAAAAGAAGAACAAAGUGAUAAUAUUACUAUUUUAAAAGAAGAAUUAAAUGUAUUAUGCAAACAAACAAAUAGUUAUGUUUCUCUUUAUCAAAAAAAGAAAGAAAAUUAUAAAAAAGGAUUAAAAAUUGUAAAAGAAGCAUUUGAAGAAAGAUUAAAAGAAAUUUAUACUAUUGGGGAUGAUAUAGAUAAACGUAUUAAAAGAUCAAAAAGUAUGCCAUUUUUAUUUUUUAAAGAAGAAGAAGAAGAUUUUGAAGAAGAUUUUGAAGAAAUCAAUGAUGUAGAAAUUAUUGGAGAAGAUGAUGAACAAAGUCAUGAAGAUGAUAAUGAAAAGAAAAAUAAUAUAGAAAUAACAGAAAUAAAUCAAUCAGAAAAAUUAUCUCAAACAAAAAUUAUUGAAACAACAAGAAAACCACCACAUUCAUUAUUAAUGUUUGCAACAAAUUAUCUUACAGAAAAAAAAAAUCUUCAUUUAGCAGAAGGAAAUGCAUUUAUAAAAUCACAAGAAAAAUAUGAUGGAGUAGGUAUUAUUCCAUUAGAUUGUCCAUGGUAUAUUUGUUAUUUUAUGGGAAGACCACAAGCUCAUUUUGUUUGUACAACACAAAAUGGACCAUUAUUAUUAUCAUUAACAACAAUUAAUGAUCAAAUGGCACCACCAGGAAAAAAAGGUGGAGUGAUGGCUAUUUAUCGAUCAAAACAACAAGAAAUUAAAAAAAUUAUUCCAUUUGGACUUAUUGGUAAAACAGAAAAACAAAUUACUGUAAAUCAAUUAAAAUCAAUUGUUCCUAUUGUUUUACAAAGUAUGGAAAUUAAUAUUAAACAACAAUUUAAACCAUUUAAAAAAGCUAAAUUAGAUAUAGAAUUAAAAAAUUAUGAAACAUCUCAAGGAGGUAUUGAUUAUAAAUUUGGAUUACUUUAUUGUAAAAAAGGACAAACAACAGAACAAGAAAUGUAUGAUAAUACUGAAGAUAAUAAUAUAUCUAAUGAAUAUAAUGAUUUUAUUAAACUUAUUGGUAAUAUUAUUGAAUUAAAAGGACAUAAAGGAUUUAGAGCUGGACUUGAUGUAAAUUCAAAUACUACAGGAAUUAAAAGUGUAUAUACUAUGUUUUAUUCAUCAGAAAUAAUGUUUCAUGUAGCUACUAUGUUACCUCAUGUUAUUCAAGAUGAACAAAAAACUGAAAAAAAAAGACAUAUUGGAAAUGAUUUUUGUGUAUUAAUUUAUAAAGAAGGUGAUGAAAUUGUUGAUUUAAAUUCUUUUAAAUCUCAUUUUAAUAGUAUUUUUGUUAUUGUUAAAAAGAUUCCUUCUGAACUUAUUAUUGAUCAUUCUACUCAAUAUCUUGUUGAAACUUGGAGAGGAAAUGAUGUUCCUGAAUUUGAACCAUAUCUUCCAAUUGAAGGUUCAUAUAUUCCAAAAGAAUUUAUUAGAGAAUAUCUUCUUUCUACUAUGAUUAAUGGACAAAUUGCUUCUUAUUCUGGUUCUGAAAUGAAACCAAAAAUGGUUCAAGCUAGAGAUAUUUGUUUGAAGAAUAUUGUUUCAACUAAAUAA